Molecule: messenger RNA, 1428 nt
Organism: Oldenlandia corymbosa var. corymbosa
Lineage: Eukaryota; Viridiplantae; Streptophyta; Magnoliopsida; Gentianales; Rubiaceae
Source: the annotation of a GenBank genome assembly
AUGGAGGGAAGAACUCAUUCUCAUUAUCAUCAACCACCCCAUGUUGUGGUAGUUCCAUAUCCAAGUCAGGGUCACAUUAACCCUCUUCUCCAAUUCGCAAAACGUCUCUUUUCUAAAGGCCUCAAAUCCACCAUAGCCACAACCCGUUCCACUGUCAAGUCCAUCAAUGCAGCUGGCAUUCAGGUGGAGGCCAUCUCUGAUGGUUUCGGCCAAGGCGAAAUUCCUCAAGCCGGGAAAGAAGAUGUCUACCUCAGGGCUUUCAGAGAAAAUGGUUCCAGAACUCUGUCCCAAAUCAUUCACAAGUACAAGGAUUCUGACUCUCCAAUCACUUGUAUCGUGUAUGAUUCUUUCUUGCCAUGGGCUCUUGAUGUUGCCAGGCAACAUGGUAUCUACGGAGCAUCCUUUUUCACUAAUUCAGCCACAGUUUGUGCCGUUUUCUGUCACAUACAUCACGGCACCCUCACGUUACCUGCGAAACACGAGGAGAUGGAGUUGCCGUUAAUGUUGCCCGGCUUACCGCCCUUGAACUCCCCUGAUAUUCCCAGCUUCAUUAAGGCGCCUGAAAGCUACCCUGCUUAUUUGGCUAUGAAAAUGAGCCAAUUCUCCAAUUUGGAAAAAGCUGAUUGGAUCUUUAACAACAGCUUCCACGAAUUGGAGGCUGAGGCAGCCAAGAGUGUAUCAGAGCUCUGGCCUGCAAAGUUGAUCGGACCUAUGGUCCCGUCAGCUUAUUUGGACGGCAGGAUUGAGGGAGACAAGGGAUAUGGAGCUAGUUUAUGGAAGCCCCUCAGUGAUCAAUGCAUCAAAUGGCUUCAACAUAAGCCAAGGAGAUCAGUGGUUUUCAUAUCCUUUGGAAGCAUGGUAUCUUUAUCUGCUAAACAGAUGGAAGAGAUUGCCUAUGCCCUUAAAGCCGGAGACUUUAACUUCCUUUGGGUCGUGAGAGAGACCGAACGCAGCAAAUUUCCCGAGACAUUUAUGGAUUCAGUAGCAGGAAAGGGUCUGCUUGUGUCAUGGUGUAAUCAGCUGGAAAUGCUGGCACACCCAGCCAUCGGUUCCUUCGUCACACACUGUGGAUGGAACUCAACGCUUGAAGGGUUGAGCCUCGGAGUGCCAAUGGUGGCGAUGCCUCAAUGGUCUGACCAAAUGACAGAUGCUAAGUUCAUAGAGGAGAUAUGGGGUGUCGGAUUUAGAGCCAAGGAAGAUGAAUUUGGAAUCGUAAGAAGAGAAGAGCUGCUAUAUUGCUUGAAACAAGUUAUGGACGGCGAGAGAAGUCAGGAAAUAAGAAAAAAUGCCAACAAAUGGAGGGAAAUGGCAAAAGCGGCGGUUGGAGAACAGGGAAGCUCAGACCAGUCUAUUGAUGAAUUUGUGCAACAUUUGAAGGAUGAUGCUAAUAGAAAAAAAGGGGGUAGAAUGGCAGUUACAAGCAUGUAG